This is a messenger RNA of Salvelinus fontinalis (brook trout), 6401 nucleotides long. RefSeq lists its product as uncharacterized. The record is from RefSeq and is a predicted model, not a curated record. The transcript is spliced from 4 exons. NCBI's taxonomy places the organism in Eukaryota, Metazoa, Chordata, Actinopteri, Salmoniformes, Salmonidae. The coding region runs from base 254 to 2893 and encodes 879 amino acids.
UUCUUCAGGAACAACAACACGGCUACUCUUUCAACCACCUCGGUAGCUUGCUAGCCAACAUAAAACUGGAAGAUUGACUCUUUAGACCAUGUUAAUGUACAUUAGCUAAUCUCAGUGUUGUAAACGCAGUUCAGGUGACGUAUCAACUGGUUAACUUUAACCUAAUUUGCUUGUUCAAUUUGCAAACUUGUUAAAUAUUGAUACUGAGCCUAGUACUAGGCUAAUGCUAACUAGCUAGCUAACAUCCCCGACCAUGAGCUCGCUAAACUACUCAUCCCCUGCUAAAGAAGAGGAUGCCUGUUGUACGGAGAAAGAAGAUCUGGCGCUGAACAUUGUUGUGGAAGAAGAAGAAGAGGUUAUUACAGUGAAAGAAGAGAAAGAACCUUUCAUAAUGAAAAAGGAGGAAGAAGAGGUUGUUAUAGUGAAGGAAGAAGAGGUUGUUAUAGUGAAGGAAGAAGAGGUUGUUAUAGUGAAGGAAGAAGAGGUUGUUAUAGUGAAGGAAGAAGAGGCUGUUAUAGUGAAGGAAGAAGAGGCUGUUAUAGUGAAGGAAGAAGAGGCUGUUACAGUGAAAGAAGAGAAAGAGCCUUUUAGAGAGGGAGAGGAUGCUAUCUCAAUAAAGGUGAAGGAGGAAGACGUUUUGGGAGUGAAAGAGGAGGAGACAGAAGAAGCUUUCAGAAUGAAAAAGGAGGAAGAUGCCAUUACAUUGGAAGAACUGUUUGGAGUUAAAGAGGAAGAGAAGGCUAUCUCAAUUAAAGAAGAGGAAGACGUUUUAGGAGUGAAAGAGGAGACAGAAGAAGCUUUCAGAAUAAAAAAGGAGGAAGAGGAGGCUAUCACGUUGAAAGAGGAUGAUAUUACAGUGAAAGGGGAAGAUGGGAAAGAGGUUGUCAGCGUGAAAGAGGAGGUAGAAGCUUUCAGAAUCAAAAAGGAGGAAGAUGCCAUAACAUUGAAAGAAGUGGAAGAACUGUUUGGAGUAAAAGAGGAAGAGGAGGCUAUCUCAAUUAAAGAAGAGGAAGAUGUUUUGGGAGUGAAAAAGGAGGAGGAGACAGAAUAUCCGAUUACCAUCAGAGAGAGACAUGACUAUUGUGGAUCCUCUGGGGAGCCUCAACAACAUCCUGAUGCUGACGAGUCAGAGAAGAAUCUCUCCAGAUCAGAACACCAGAUGGACAACGCUAGCCCGCCCCCUUCCGCACUCCUGGAGUCCCCGUGUCAUUUCUCUCCCGGUAGCACCUUACUGCUGGGUAUGAAGAGGUUGUCUGUGCUGCUGGUGGACUGCAGGAAAACAACGGGGCUGAGUGGAACUGUGAGAGGAGGAGAAGAGAAGAAAGGAUCAGAUUUGACACAUCAAAAUGAAAUCUCGCGUCUUGUGACGGCCGGCCGCCCAACAACCUGCCCGCUUGACCCUAUCCCCUCCUCUCUUCUCCAGACCAUUUCCGGAGACCUUCUCCCUUACUUCACCUCGCUCAUCAACUCAUCCUUGACCGCUGGCUACGUCCCUUCCGUCUUCAAGAGAGCGAGAGUUGCACCCCUUCUGAAAAAACCUACACUCGAUCCCUCUGAUGUCAACAACUACAGACCAGUAUCCCUUCUUUCUUUUCUCUCCAAAACUCUUGAACGUGCCGUCCUUGGCCAGCUCUCCUGCUAUCUCUCUCAGAAUGACCUUCUUGAUCCAAAUCAGUCAGGUUUCAAGACUAGUCAUUCAACUGAGACUGCUCUUCUCUGUGUCACGGAGGCGCUCCGCACUGCUAAAGCUAACUCUCUCUCCUCUGCUCUCAUCCUUCUAGACCUAUCGGCUGCCUUUGAUACUGUGAACCAUCAGAUCCUCCUCUCCACCCUCUCCGAGUUGGGCAUCUCCGGCGCGGCCCACACUUGGAUUGCGUCCUACCUGACAGGUCGCUCCUACCAGGUGGCGUGGCGAGAACCUGUCUCCGCACCACGUGCUCUCACCACUGGUGUCCCCCAGGGCUCUGUUCUAGGCCCUCUCCUAUUCUCGCUAUACACCAAGUCACUUGGCUCUGUCAUAUCCUCACAUGGUCUCUCCUAUCAUUGCUAUGCAGACGACACACAAUUAAUCUUCUCCUUUCCCCCCUCUGAUAACCAGGUGGUGAAUCGCAUCUCUGCAUGUCUGGCAGACAUAUCAGUGUGGAUGACAGAUCACCACCUCAAGCUGAACCUCGGCAAGACGGAGCUGCUCUUCCUCCCGGGGAAGGACUGCCCGUUCCAUGAUCUCGCCAUCACGGUUGACAACUCCAUUGUGUCCUCCUCCCAGAGUGCUAAGAACCUUGGUGUGAUCCUGGACAACACCCUGUCGUUCUCAACUAACAUCAAGGCGGUGACCCGUUCCUGUAGGUUCAUGCUCUACAACAUUCGCAGAGUACGACCCUGCCUCACGCAGGAAGCGGCGCAGGUCCUAAUCCAGGCACUUGUCAUCUCCCGUCUGGAUUACUGCAACUCGCUGUUGGCUGGGCUCCCUGCCUGUGCCAUUAAACCCCUACAACUCAUCCAGAACGCCGCAGCUCGUCUGGUGUUCAACCUUCCCAAGUUCUCUCACGUCACCCCGCUCCUCCGCUCUCUCCACUGGCUUCCAGUUGAAGCUCGCAUCCGCUACAAGACCAUGGUGCUUGCCUACGGAGCUGUGAGGGGAACGGCACCUCCGUACCUUCAGGCUCUGAUCAGGCCCUACACCCAAACAAGGGCACUGCGUUCAUCCACCCUUGGCCUGCUCGCCUCCCUACCUCUGAGGAAGUACAGUUCCCGCUCAGCCCAGUCAAAACUGUUCGCUGCUCUGGCCCCCCAAUGGUGGAACAAACUCCCUCACGACGCCAGGACAGCGGAGUCAAUCACCACCUUCCGGAGACACCUGAAACCCCACCUCUUUAAGGAAUACCUAGGAUAGGAUAAAGUAAUCCUUCUAAUCCCCCCCCCCCCCUAAAAGAUUUAGAUGCACUAUUGUAAAGUGGUUGUUCCACUGGAUAUCAUAAGGUGAAUGCACCAAUUUGUAAGUCGCUCUGGAUAAGAGCGUCUGCUAAAUGACUUAAAUGUAAAUGUAAAUGUAAAUACAAUAGAUCUGCCCACUGGUAUCUGUUACCAGGACAACCAGCAGAGUUCUGUUGACAGGAAGAUAGACUGGUAUCUGUUACCAGGACAACCAGCAGAGUUCUGUUGACAGGAAGAUAGACUGGUAUCUGUUACCAGGACAACCAGCAGAGUUCUGUUAGUUGACAGGAAGAUAGACUGGUAUCUGUUACCAGGACAACCAGCAGAGUUCUGUUAGUUGACAGGAAGCUAGACUGGUAUCUGUUACCAGGACAACCAGCAGAGUUCUGUUAGUUGACAGGAAGAUAGACUGGUGGAUAUGGAUGUUAUGAAUAUCAUAACACUGAAAAAGGAUUCUGCCAAUGAAAAGAAAGAGACCAAUAGACCAUAUAAAACCUUGAAAGAUAUCUUUGGAGAAAAAGUUUAAAGAUUGUCCGAUAUGAGGUGCUUUUUUACUAAAACUUUCCCUUAAAACAUUAUGGAUGUUACAUUUUCUGUCCCAGUCAACCCCCUAUCUUUACCAGACUGUACAACAGGCAAACAAAACUCCAGACACUACAAUUUGUCCUGUGUUAAUUAAUUAACUAAUACUGGAGGAAAGUUGUGAUCAGGCUGCCCACUCAAGAGAAAACUUCAAACUGUAACCAGUGCCUGCAACCUGGUUCAGGUUAUCAAUCAACCUACCAAGGUAGUUACAAACAGUAGAGGAAUGAAAUUAACAACAUAUUUUGAUCAUAUCUUUACUCAUGCUGCAGAAAUGGGUUUUAAAGCAGUUUCCAAAUCCAUUGUAUGUAGUAAUCACAAUAUAGUAGCCAUGUCUAGGAAAACCACAGUUCCAAAGGCUGGGCCUAAUAUUGUGUAUAAGAGGUCAUACAAUUUUGUGUAGUGAUUCUAAUGUUGUUGAUGUAAAUAAUAUAUGUUGUUCCGUGGUGUGUAAUGAUGAGCAACCAGACGCUGCCCUUGACACAUUUAGGAAAUUGCUUAUCCCAGUUACUAAUAAGCAUGCACCUGUUAAGAAAAUGACUAUAAACUGUUAAAUCCACCUGGAUUGAUGAUAAUUUUAAAAUGGUAUGAUGAAGAGGGAGGAGGCAAAAGAGAUGGCAAAUAGGUCUGGCUGUACAACUGAUUGGCAAACGUGUUGCAAAUUGAGAAAUCAUGUGACUAAACUGAAUAAAAAGAAGAACGAACUACACUAUGAAACAAAGAUAAAUGACAAAGAAUGAUAGUAAAAAGCAGCUCCAUCAUUCAUUGAAUCAGAUGGCUCGUUCAUCACAAACCCCACUGAUAUUGCCAACUACUUGAAUGAUUUUGUUCAUUGGCAAGAUUAGCAAACUUAGACAUGACAUGCCAGCAACAAACGCUGAUACUACACAUCCAAGUAUAUUGGACCAAAUUAUGAAAGACAAGCAUUGUAAUUUUGAAUCUGUAAAGUAAGUGUGGAAGAGGUGAAACAAUUGUCUAUCAACAAUGACAAGUCACCGGGGUCUGACAACGUGGAUGGAAAAGGAUUGAGGAUAAUAGCGGACUAUAUUGAUAUUGCCACUCCUAAUUCCCUUAUCUUCAUUUACAGCCUACUAGAAAGUGUGUGUGUCCCUCAGGCCUGGAGGGAGCCAAAAGUCAUUCCGCUACCUCAGAAUAGUAAAGCCCCCUUUACUGGCUUAAAUUGCUGACUUAUCAGCCUGUUACCAACCCUUACAUUUUUUUGUAAAAAUUGUGUUUGACCAGAUACAAUGCGAUCAUAGUCUGCUGCUGGAAAAACUUGUGUUAUGGCUUUACACCCCCUGCUAUAUUGUGGAUAAAUAGCUACCUGUCGAACAGAACACAGAGGGUGUUCCAGAAUGGAAGCCAGUACAACAGAAUCAGGAAUUCCCCAGGGCAGCUGUCUAGGCACCUUACUUUUUUCAAUCUUUAUUAACGACAUGCCACUGCCUUUGAAUAAAGGCAGUGUGUCUAUGUAUGCGGAUGACUCCACACAUCAGCUACCACAGCAACUGAAAUGACAGCAACAUUUGACAAAGAGCUGAAGUUAGUUUCAGAAUGGGUGGCAAGGAAUAAGUUAGUCCCAAAUAUUUCAGGUAACCUUAAGUUACAUUGGCCUACUAUGCUAAUUCUGUAGCUGUAUUUUUAGAGGAGGGUAACGAUAAAGAUUUUGUUGGGGCGCUGUCACGAGAAUUAUUAAUCCCAAUGAUGUUAACUCAAAAAUCACGUAAGCUUUGACCAAUUCCCCCGAGGUUGUAAGGCCCGGGUUUAAUAGAAGAAUUCGACAAAGUCUCAGUAUGCAAUAGGUCAAUCCUUUAUUCAGAGAACGUUCUGAAAAUCAUACAUUGCACAUAGCCUUUUAUACCUCACAUUUGGUUAUAACAUACACUUUAUGAAUGCCCCUCUUCUCUAACUCAAUCCCAAUGUUCUACCCAUAUAUUGCUUAUCUUAUUCUGCCACAUGAUCAAUAAUCUUCUGCCUAACGGUUUCUCCCCUCCCUGUGUGGGGAGACUUCCUUCCUGUUAUCAGUUUCACAGUCACAAGAUGUCUGUCGACAGUUCCUCUUUUCCUUGAAUGUCUCAACUAUACUUCUGCUUACAUUGCUAAAUAGUAACAUUCUGUCCUCGUCUUACAUUUACAUUUUAGUCAUUUAGCAGACGCUCUUAUCCAGAGCAACUUACAGUAGAGUGCAUACAUUUUAUUACAUUUUUUACAUACUGAGACAAGGAUAUCCCUACCGGCCAAUCACUCCCUAACCCCUAACCCGGCCGACGCUAUUCCAAUUGUGCGUCGCCCCACGGACCUCCCGGUUGCGGCCGGCUGCGACCGAGCCUGGGCGUGAACCCAGAGACUCUGGUGGCGCAGCUAGCACUGCGAUGCAGUGCCCUAGACCACUGCGCCACCCGGGAGUCUUGUCCUAUACACGCACAUUAUUAUAGCCUUAUAACUCUAAUACAUUUCACACCGUCAUAGAGUUUCAGGGUGGAAUCAUUUAGUCAUUACCUUAAAGAUAUUCCUUCCUUUAUCAGGCGCCAGGCAGGUAUUAACCCUAGUUAUUAAAGGGGGGUAAAGAUAAAGAUUUUGUUGGGGCCCAGGCAGGUAUUAACCUGCUGAAAGGAAAAGAGUAGAGUAGUGCUACCAGGCACACAUCAGCAGAAGAUACUGAAUAGAGUGGAGCCUGUUGGCCAGAAAGCCAGUGGAGACUAGAGUGGAGCCUGUUGGCCAGAUAGCCAGUGGAGACUAGAGUGGAGCCUGUUGGCCAGAUAGCCAGUGGAGACUAGAGUGGAGCCUGUUGGCCAGAUAGCCAGUGGAGACUAGAGUGGAGCCUGUUGGCCAGAUAGCCAGUGGAGACUAGAGUGGAGCCUGUUGGCCAGAUAGCCAGUGGAGAC